Molecule: messenger RNA, 1533 nt
Organism: Tachysurus fulvidraco (yellow catfish)
Lineage: Eukaryota; Metazoa; Chordata; Actinopteri; Siluriformes; Bagridae
Product: small integral membrane protein 43-like
Exons: 1
Coding region: 345-578 (77 amino acids)
Source: RefSeq, a predicted model, not a curated record
CGCGCGCGCGCGUGUUUGUGUGCGUGUGUGUGUCCCUUUACCUGCUGAGAAAUCAGAGAGAGUGACUGUCCUCCAUCCACAGUGGGAGGGAACAGCAGAGGAAGCUUUUGGAAAGGCAGCACGAGUCACAUUCUGAGCGCAGCGCAGCAGAUGCCAGACGUGUCUGCUGGAGCAUACAAAGUCAGAAAAAUAAUGUCAAGGAGAAAUUCAUACCAGAUAGACUGACACAGUCCCAUAUCCAAGGGCCUGUAAUGUUUCAUGCCUAGCUGCUUCUCACUGGAAGCCCAUGAAGGAUAUCUUCAAGGAUAUAUAGCAGGCUGGUGCUUUCAGAUCUGUGGACACUGAUGCCUGCCCCGAGACGCUUCCUGGUUGCCUCCACCUCUAUGCCACUUGAGAUGGGAUGGGGCUGGAAUAUAUGUGUGUAUCUUGGACUUCUUACCCUCCUUCUUCUGCUGAUGGGACUCCUGCUGUGGAUGGUGCUGAAGCAGCUAAGGAACUCUGUGGGAAAUACAGCUAUGCAGUCCGGCCGCUCAUUCAGGGAGCCACACUUUGGAAAUGGCAGAAGAUUCAGGUUCUAAGAAUGAAAACACUGUGGAAAAAUUGGGAUUUUUACUAUUGCAAGGAUGCAAAGUUCUGGGGGGAACGUACUUCUGAAAUUACUGUUCUGAGUGAUGCAGUGGACUGAAAAGUGGACUGGACAAAUGAAGACAGACUUAUUCAUUUAAAAUCGUAUUUGUCUGAGGGAUGACUUGAGUCAAUGAGUUGAACAGCCAUUACUAUUUUUAUUAACAAAUUUUUAUCUGAUUACAUGCUGUUUCCUUCAUAGAUUCUGCUGUAAACAGUUUUCCUUUGGCUUAUUUUAUUAUAAAUGUGAAAUAUUGCUCCUGCAAAUAGAUAUUAUUUAAUUUUUUGUCUUUAUUAUAAUAAUAUAGUUUAGAAAUACUUCAUCUACAGGUACUCGGUUUAAUGUCUACAUGAAUUCUGAUGUAAUUUUUUAUGACAUAGGAUGUUAUAACACUCUAUAUGAUAGAGACGUAUUUCAUCCUGCAUCUGCAGCAGUCCAGAUCUUAAUGGUGACAACAACAAGGUUUCUAAACAUGAUUUUGUUGAUGUCUAAUUAAUUCAAAGAUGCCAGAAUGUCAUUCCUGCCAAAGGCAGAUGUUCCUGAAAGAUGAAUCGCUGAAUGGCUGAGAGCUUUUAGUUAUCUGUGCCUCACUGUCAAACGUGAACUGUUUUGGCUAACCAUUAUGUUUUUCAAUAAGGUCUAUGUUGUGCUAAACUGCUUUGACUCUCUGUUCCACCUUAUUGUAAUGCCACAUCACAUUCUACACACACACACACACAGAGAAGUUCACACAAAACACAAAAAGUCAAUUAUAGGUUUAAUCAAUUAUUCAUCAAAAUGUAUUUCCAUAAAAGCUUACAAAUUAUGACAUCUGCUUUAUGGCUGACUGCAGGUGUAGCUCUCUAGCUCCUACAGGUGAUGAUGUUGCACUGGAUUAAAUGGGUGGAAUAAACUAAAAUAUUGUUUAA